AUGAUUGAGGGAAUGGUGAAGGAUGGUGUUAUUGAACCUUCAUCUAGUCCAUGGUGUUCAUCUGUGAUGCUGGUAAAGAAGAAGGACGGCAGCAUGCGGUUUUAUGUUCACUACCACCGUCUGAACAACGUUACGAAGAAGGACAGCUAUCCCUUGCCAAGAAUUGAUGACACGCUGGACAUGCUUACAGGCGUAAAAUGGUUUAGUACGCUGGACCUGAAAAGUGGCUACUGGCACGUUGAAAUUGACCCUAAGGACAAGGAGAAAACUGCAUUCUCCACAGGAAAGAGUCUGUGGCAAUUUAAAGUUAAGCCGUUUGGAUUGUGCAAUGCUCCAGCAACGUUUGAAAGGUUGAUGGAUCUUGUACUUACUGGGCUAAUUGGAGAUGCCUGUCUGGUCUACUUGGAUGACAUCAUCAUCGUAGGCCGUACGUUGGAGGGACACCUUCAAAACCUGGAACGCAUGCUCAUGAAGAUCCAGAGUGCCAACCUCAAGUUUAGUCCGAAGAAGUGCUCACUAUUCAAACGGCAAGUUAGCUUUUUGGGGUAUGUAGUGUCGGAAGAAGGUAUCCGCACGGAUCCAGAGAAAAUUGCCGCUGUCAAGAAUUGGCCGGUUCAAAAAGACAAGACACAGGUUAGAGCAUUUUUGGGUUUGUGCUCUUAUUAUCGGCGAGAUAUGAAGAACUUUGCAGAUAUAGCCAAACCUCUGCACAAGCUAACCGAGGAGAAGCGACAAUUCUGCUGGGAUGAAAGUUGCGAUAUUGCAUUCCAGGAACUCAAGAACCGUCUGUGCAAAACACCUAUUUUGGGGUACCCUAAUGCGGGCAAGGAAUUCAUAGUUGACACAGACGCAAGUGAUAUAGGACUUGGCGGUAUGUUGUCUCAACGGAAUGGUGAUCAAGAGAUUGUGAUAGCGUACUUCAGCAAGUCGUUGUCAAAGCCGGAAAGGAACUAUUGUGUCACAAGACGCUAA
Molecule: messenger RNA, 972 nt
Organism: Parnassius mnemosyne (clouded apollo)
Lineage: Eukaryota; Metazoa; Arthropoda; Insecta; Lepidoptera; Papilionidae
Source: the annotation of a GenBank genome assembly